AUGUUCUCUCUACUCAAUUUCGCACUGCUUCUCGGCUUGAUCACGCCAUCUGCACGGUCGGUCUCAGAAGUUAAUGGUGAUGUCGAUCAGAUCUCAAAGCGUCAAAGAACCAAUACGGGGUAUCGUGCCAUUACUUUUACUGCCCAGAACACCGGCGGCGUCAACUCUGGCGCACUGGGAAGUACACAAUCGCUGCCUGGAUGUGCCAUCGUCUCACAAAGUACUGUACUCAGUGUAUACGGAAUCGAUCCAAACACAUGUCACGUCCUACUCUUCAAUACGCCUGUUGUUUACACUGUCACAAUACUAAGUUACUCGAACAGUCUCAUUGAUGACGCCACCUGUAACUCGUUCACGUAUAGUAUACAGACGAACGGUGUAUCGUCUUCUGGCGCCAGUGAGCCCAUGGACUACGGAUUAGCCAGUCUCUACGGACUCACUACCUGUGCCAGCAGUGCAGUAAGUGAUUUAUUCUCUGUGGUAAUUUCCACCUGCUUAGCGCUUUCCGGUCAGAUCUCUUCUAGUACUCCCGGAAUUGUGAUGUCAUCGCAAUCGUCUCGAUCUUCAGAGAUGAUUCCGUCGACAAGCACUCUUACCCAGUCAAUUUCACCAUCAGUCGUAACAACUUCUCAUUCUACAGAAGGAACAACAACCACAAUUACCUCAGUCUCCCCUACCGUGUCUGCGUCGGGCAAGAAGAACGGAUAUGUUAUAUGGGCGGUUGGACUCACACUAGCUGCUGCUGUAUGGGUGAUUCUCUUAGCUAUGUAG
Kwoniella shivajii is the source of this 771-nucleotide messenger RNA. RefSeq lists its product as uncharacterized. Bases 1 to 771 code for a protein of 256 amino acids. The transcript has a single exon. NCBI's taxonomy places the organism in Eukaryota, Fungi, Basidiomycota, Tremellomycetes, Tremellales, Cryptococcaceae. The record is from RefSeq and is a predicted model, not a curated record.